Messenger RNA from Kwoniella botswanensis, 447 nucleotides. RefSeq lists its product as uncharacterized. The record is from RefSeq and is a predicted model, not a curated record. The transcript has a single exon. The coding region runs from base 1 to 447 and encodes 148 amino acids. NCBI's taxonomy places the organism in Eukaryota, Fungi, Basidiomycota, Tremellomycetes, Tremellales, Cryptococcaceae.
AUGUCCCACAGUCACGAUAACAGUAAUGAAGAGCAGUAUUUGCACCUGAUACACCUUACCGAGCGCGGUGAAACCAAUACAACCGAUGAUCAAACAAGGGCGAGACGACUUCAAGACUUGCGUAGAGGCAUGCAAUAUUCCAGAUCCACCGAAAGGAUGAACUAUGCCCCUCCAUCUGAGUCAUCGAGCUCCACCAAUAUUGUCACGUACACUGAUCAAACCACCACCAGUACAGGGGGAACCACCAAUACUACUGGACAACCCACUACCACACAUGAUCCUAAUCCCUUACGAGCUCUUCAGGAAUACCUCGAACAACCCGAUGAGGGUAGAAACCGGCUCACGGAGAUGGGCGUACCGGAAAGAGAGGACCAAGAUGGUUGCAUAAUCGCUGCGGGAUUUGUGAGCGGUAUGAUUGGGAGUAGUACGGCAAGAACAACGAGAUGA